AUGGUACUGCAAGGCAGGCUACUUUCGUCUCUCGCGCGACCCUGCCGUUUCGUCGCCCAUCGCCGCUAUCCCCCGACUAUCGCCUCCUCUGCCCGUCGCUUCCAUCUCUCGCGGCAAUGGCUGGCGGCGGCGCCAUCGGACCCCAGCGACUCUCGAGACUCGGCUCCGGAAAGUGUUGCGCACGAUUUACCAACCGUAAGCUCUGAUCACAACUCCUCGGAGAAUAUUCCCUUAUCGAGUCCUACACCGUCGGUGGAGCGCCCUGUGAAGAAAGAGUCGGGCCCGUAUGGCUCCGGGGUGCGCCGGGCUUUGAGAAAUAGAAAGCAAGGGAAGGAAUGGGCAGCCCCCAUAGCCAAGGUGCCGCAAUGGUUUCGUGAACGGAAUGUCGUCUUGCAUGCCGACGGCGGCGAGGCUGUCGUGGAGGCCCAGCACCAAGUCACGAUACGCCGGUCAGCCGAAACAGCAACGGAAACGGGAACACAGGAGAGCACUGCUCAGGCUCAAGGUGGUGAAGGAGGUGAGCCGUCUCCCUCCGAGGGUCAACCCGGCGCAGACCAUCGCUAUGCGCUCCCCGAGGCGCUCUGGGAGGAACUAUGCGCGUCUGCCAAAGCAGGCCUACGUCUUCCACCGGCCAAGUACGCGAAAGAACCGUCGGCACGGAAAUCGCAUUUGGUUCUCCAAUACCCCGGGGCGGAUGGUGUCUUGUUUCUCGAUGCAGUGGUGAAGAGAUUGGCUCAGGAAGUAGGCGCAGACCUGGUGACUCUGAAUGCCCAAGAUAUUGCUCAGCUCUGUAGCGAGCAAGAUCUGGCGGAUGGUGGGGCGACAUCGCCCAUCCGGUCGCUCGGCUACGAGGUGUACCGGCCCUCGAUCUCCGAAUCAUGGCAAGACAUGGGAGACGGGUUGAACGAGAGCGACGCCGACGAUGCCGACAUGAUCGACCCGGGGUCGCCAAAGAAUUCCCGACCUGGUUUGAAGGGAGCGAAAUUCAUCACCAUUGAGAGCUCCAGAGAUGGGGCAGAUAUUCCAUUGCCCAGUCUUCUGGGUCUCAAGUCAUUAAUCACAUCCUUUAACGGGCCUUUGGAUGGUGCCGCUUCACCACAGAGCAGCAUGGAUCGCGUCGAGGACAGACGGCUUCGACUUGUCAACGAGCUCAUCAACUCGCCGCGCAAGCAGUCCCCGCCAGCAGCCGAAGGAGCAACGGCGACGGAACGUCAGCCUGAGAUCUCACGGGAUGUCAUUCUCCAGGUCCAGGACUACGGCGAAUUACAAGCGACUCGGGAAGGCGCUAAAUUCGUGGCUUUAUUACAAAAGGCGAUCAUGGAUCGUAGGAAAAGUGGCAGUCGAGUUCUGUUCAUUGGCACCUCGGCGCAGGAAGUCAGCCCCGACUCGGAUACGUCUAGGCUCAUGCAAAACGCCUUUGACGACCAUUUCUCACAGAUGCUGGUCAUCACGCCGGGAAUGGACUCGGGGACAGCGGAGAAGACUCUAGCCGAAGAUCGAAAGAAGCGCACCCUGGACAUCAAUAUCCGUCACAUACAAGAUAUGCUUCGGACGCGUCUUAGCGAGAGCCCUUCGGCUAUCAAGGACGACAUUUUCGGCAGUCGUACUUGGCCUCUGCCUCCAGCUGUGGUGAAAGACUCUGGCUUGGACGAGCGGUACUGGCCGUACAGCCAGAUUCACUGGGCAACCACUCUCGCACUGGGCUGCAUUGAUCCAAGCGAGCCGUUCGGAUUCGAACACAUCCAGCGUGGUAUCGAGAUGAUGUACAAGAACGACCGACUCAAGAAUGACUGGCUCCAGGAGAGGACGCCCAAAUCGGCAACAUCAGAGACUGGAACCGACCGGGAGCGGCUGUUGAACUCUCUGCGCAAAACCUGCAACUCCCACGAGAAGAAGCUCUUGAAUGGAGUUGUCGAUGCUAAGAACCUCCGGACCACCUUCGCCGAUGUUCACGUCCCACCGGAGACCAUUGAUGCCCUCAAGACACUUACGUCGCUUUCGCUUAUCCGGCCGGAAGCCUUCACCUACGGUGUUCUGGCCACCGAUAAAAUUCCGGGAUUGCUACUCUACGGGCCGCCUGGUACCGGUAAAACGCUGCUGGCAAAGGCCGUUGCUCGGGAAAGUGGUGCCACGGUGCUGGAGGUCAGUGGCUCCGAAGUGUACGAUAUGUAUGUUGGAGAGGGCGAGAAGAACGUCAAGGCGAUCUUCACGCUGGCCAAGAAGCUGAGCCCGUGUGUGGUCUUCAUCGACGAGGCCGAUGCGAUCUUCUGCUCCCGGACCGGUGCCAGCAGCCGCACUUCGCACCGCGAGCUCAUCAACCAGUUCCUUCGCGAAUGGGACGGGAUGAACGACAUGUCUGCCUUCAUUAUGGUGGCCACGAACCGGCCCUUCGACCUGGAUGACGCGGUCCUUCGACGGCUGCCCAGACGACUACUUGUCGACCUCCCGACCGAGCAAGAUCGGCUGGCCAUUCUGAAGAUCCAUCUCAAAGAGGAGACCCUCGACAGCUCGGUCGACCUCGCCGAAAUGGCUCACCGUACUCCGCUCUACUCGGGCUCCGAUUUGAAGAACCUCUGCGUUGCGGCGGCGCUGGCCUGUGUCCGUGAAGAGAACGACUUGGCGGCGAAGCACCAAGGCGACGAGCCGUACCAAUAUCCCGCGCGGCGCACAUUGACCCGGGCGCACUUCGAGCGAGGCAUGGAGGAAAUCAGCGCCUCGAUUAGCGAAGACAUGUCGUCCCUGUCUGCGAUCCGCAAGUUCGACGAGCAAUACGGAGACCGCAAGGGCCGUCGCAAGAAGAACUCGGGAUGGGGCUUCACGCCUGGCGGUAUGGAGAAGGUGGAAACCGACGCAGCGCGUGUCCGGACAUGA
Messenger RNA from Aspergillus clavatus NRRL 1, 2871 nucleotides. Its product is annotated as ATP-binding protein. The transcript has a single exon. Lineage: Eukaryota; Fungi; Ascomycota; Eurotiomycetes; Eurotiales; Aspergillaceae. Gene Ontology annotation, cellular component: mitochondrial outer membrane. Gene Ontology annotation, molecular function: ATP hydrolysis activity; ATP binding. The coding region runs from base 1 to 2871 and encodes 956 amino acids. The record is from RefSeq and is a predicted model, not a curated record.